GCGGCUACGAACUUUUUUUUCUUUCCUUCUUUUAUUCGGGAAGAAGAAUACUAUCCAACUCGUCGACAGGUCAAUUCAAUUUCUCGACGCUUUCUUCGACCUCAACCCCUUUGGCUAUUGGUUAUUGGCUAUUUCAUUAGCACAAUUCCUUAAUUGAACCUGUCAAAAUGCCGUCCCUUAACGGAUCCACUGCCGUCAAUGGCAGCACCAAGUUCCUCGACUACAAAACUGCAGUUGAUGCUCUGAACCAGUAUCCGUCUCGCGAUGGCCUUGGCAUUGAGGAUCUCAUUGAUACUAAGCAGCGUGGUGGCUUAACAUACAAUGAUUUCCUAAUCCUGCCCGGCUACAUUGGCUUUCCCGCUUCUGAAGUCAUACUUGAGGCGCCCAUCACCAAGCGAAUCACGCUGAAGACUCCCUUCGUCUCUUCUCCUAUGGACACAGUCACUGAGCACGAGAUGGCCAUUCACAUGGCUCUUCAGGGUGGUCUCGGUGUCAUUCACCACAAUUGUUCGCCAGACGCCCAGGCCGACAUGGUCCGCAAGGUCAAGAGAUACGAGAACGGCUUCAUUGUCGAUCCCGUCGUCAUUAGCAAGGAGACCACUGUUGAAGAAGCCAAGGCGCUUAAGGAGAAAUGGGGAUUUGGUGGUUUCCCCGUGACUGAAUCUGGCAAGCUUGGCUCCAAGCUUCUAGGUAUCGUCACGAACCGCGAUCUCCAAUUUGAGGAUGACCUCCGCCAGACAGUCGACAAAGUCAUGGUGACCGAUCUGGUCACUGCUCAGCUAGGCACUACUCUUCCCGAGGCGAAUAAGAUUCUUGCGAAAUCGAGGAAGGGCAAGCUACCUAUCGUCGACAAGGAUUUCAACCUUGUCUCCAUGAUUUCCCGCUCCGACUUGACCAAGAAUUUACACUUCCCGCUUGCAUCCAAGCUCCCCGACUCCAAGCAACUCAUUUGCGCCGCCGCGAUCGGUACUCGGCCGGAGGACAAGAUCCGCCUGAAGAAGCUCGUUGAUGCGGGACUUGACAUCGUCAUCCUAGACAGUAGUCAAGGCAACAGCAUGUUCCAGAUUGACAUGGUUAAGUGGAUCAAGAACGAGUUCCCUGGUCUUGAUGUCAUCGGCGGGAACGUGGUGACUCGAGAGCAGGCUGCGAAUCUCAUUGCUGCUGGCGUCGACGGAUUGAGAAUUGGUAUGGGCAGCGGAAGCGCUUGCAUCACUCAGGAAGUCAUGGCCGUCGGUCGUCCUCAAGCAGCUGCGGUCUACUCCGUUUCGGCUUUUGCUGCGAAAUUUGGAGUGCCGUGUAUCGCCGAUGGUGGUGUUCAGAACGUCGGUCACAUCGUCAAGGGCCUCUCCCUCGGCGCGUCUACUGUCAUGAUGGGUGGUUUGCUUGCCGGUACUACUGAGUCCCCAGGUACAUCGUUUGUGUCGCGGGAAGGCAAGCUCGUCAAAGCGUACCGCGGUAUGGGUAGUAUCGACGCUAUGCAAGACAAGAAGGCUGGUGCCGGCAGCAAGAACAGCCAGGCUAGUAACGCUGGCACUGCUCGGUAUUUCAGUGAAGGAGACAGCGUUCUGGUCGCCCAGGGUGUGUCCGGUGCUGUAGCACACCGCGGAUCCAUUAACAAGUUCGUGCCUUACCUAGCUGCGGGCCUCAAGCACUCGAUGCAGGAUUGCGGUAUGCGAAGCUUGGAAGAGCUUCACGAGUGCGCGGCCAACGGAACACUCCGGUUCGAGAUCCGCACCGCGAGCGCGCAGCUGGAGGGCGGUGUGAACAUGGAGAGCUACGAGAAGAAGCUCUAUGCUUAGAAAUCUUUGGUCGGCUGGCUGGUGGGCGGUUGAACCGGGUUGGACAAUAAGCGAAGAUAAGCUAACGGCAACGGGUUCUACCAAGAGUGACGAUUGGGAAUCGGUUAGGACAUAUUGAAUCUCUCAGAUAGUCCUUGGUGUGGAAACCAAAAACUAAAAGUGAUACCUCUUGAUAGCUUUUUAUGCUGAAUUAUGAGCAAGUGGCUUCGUUCCACUCAUAGGCGUUUUGCGGCUCGGGGGCAGGUCAUGUCGGGUUAGGCGGGAGCAAUCUUGGGAUGAAGGGAGUUCAUGUCUCAUUUUCACGGGCGUACGAGACACAAAAAAUGGGAUUAGCUAGACGCGAUGAGUAUGAAAAGCACUUGAAUCAUGACUUUUGAA
Annulohypoxylon truncatum is the source of this 2177-nucleotide messenger RNA. RefSeq names its product IMP dehydrogenase. NCBI's taxonomy places the organism in Eukaryota, Fungi, Ascomycota, Sordariomycetes, Xylariales, Hypoxylaceae. Gene Ontology annotation, molecular function: IMP dehydrogenase activity. Gene Ontology annotation, biological process: GTP biosynthetic process. Gene Ontology annotation, cellular component: cytoplasm. The record is from RefSeq and is a predicted model, not a curated record. Bases 168 to 1799 code for a protein of 543 amino acids. The transcript is spliced from 2 exons.